AUGCAGUGCUUCCCCAGCCUGGUGCUCGCGCUCAGCUCGCUGCUGGGAGCCCUGGCGUUGCUGCAGCUCUCGCUGUACCUGCGGGUGCCGUCCCGUUACGGCAAGCACGAGGAGCGGCUGUGCCGUCCGCGGGGCCGGCUGCCGGCGCGCUGCGCCUGGUUCGUGCAGGAGCUGCCCUCCUUCCUCGUGCCCGCGCUGCUGCUGGCGCUGCGCAGCCCGCCCCGUCUCGAGCCGCUGGGCUGCCGCCUGCUCUGCUGCCUCUUCUGCUGGCACUACUUCUACAGGACAUUUAUUUACCCCUUCUUCACUAGAGGCAGGCCUUUCCCGCUGCAAUUGCUUUUCUUUGGCACACUAUUCUGUAUCUAUAAUGGCUUCCUCCAGGGGUACUACCUGAUCUACUGUGCUGAAUACCCAACCGAUUGGUGCACCGACAUCCGAUUUACAUCAGGCCUCCUCUUAUUUCUUCUGGGAAUGGGAAUCAACAUUCACAGUGAUCUCCUGCUGCGCCAGUUGAGAAAACCUGGGGAAGUAACUUACAAGAUUCCUCAAGGAGGGCUGUUCACUUAUGUUUCUGGAGCCAACUACUUUGGAGAAAUUGUAGAAUGGUUUGGUUUUGCCAUCGCUACCUGGUCUCUACCAGCCUUCACCUUUGCCUUUUUCACUCUUUGCUGCAUUGGGCCCCGUGCUUACCACCAUCACAGGUACUAUCUCAAGACAUUUACAGACUACCCAAAAUCAAGGAAAGCUUUGAUUCCUUUUGUUUUUUAAUGACUUGGAUAUGGAUCCUGUAUCCUAUUUUUAUAGGGCUUUUUCCAAUUCCUAGUUUUAAAGUUAGGUCUGACUAUAAAUAAUGGUACAAAUGAUAACCUGGGGUUGUAACAGGCAAGAAGGUCGUACAGAACUGAAGUUCUUGUUUUUAAAUACAGGGGAAAUUGCAGGCAGUUUUGGGUAGAGGGACUUCCCAAGUACUUGCAUGUCUGUGGAGUUCUACCUAUGGAAAAUGAGUCUGACUAGUAUGACUCCACUGACAUUGUAGAAAAAACACUGGCUAAAAUACAGUGCAGAAAAGGAGAAAGUAAGCCCAUGACUUAAGAGAAAGUCUUGUGUCACUCCAAUCUAUAGCCCUUCUGCACCCCUGCUUCUUCCUGCCUCAUGCUGUAGCACGUAUGCCCUCAUGGCAAUCUCCUUUGUAAAGAAAGUAACUCUACCCUUUAUUUUUCAUCUAGAAGCAAAGCUAGCUCCCAGAGCCACCAUGCAACAAGAGGACACUUGUGGGCAUGAGGCUGGGAGCAGUGUGUUGUGGCACAGAGGUAGCAUGAAGUAUGUGGAUGCACAAGCAUCUUGAGCUGCCACAAUGUCUGCUUUACGUCCUUGAGUAAUACCCUUCUCACUGCUAGAUGAUUAAUAUUUACUCACCAGAAUUCUUUUUUUUUUUUAAAUGUAUGUCAUUAAAAUAAUUGCAGCAGCAUUAGAAGUUUUUCCCUUCUGGCAAAUUCAGAGGUCUUUUCAAAAUAACAAUUUGUUCACUCAAACACACUCCAUUUUUAUUCAUUAAAAAAAAAACAAAACAA
This is a messenger RNA of Lagopus muta (rock ptarmigan), 1571 nucleotides long. RefSeq names its product steroid 5 alpha-reductase 2 (gene SRD5A2). Gene Ontology annotation, biological process: steroid biosynthetic process. The record is from RefSeq and is a predicted model, not a curated record. Bases 1 to 768 code for a protein of 255 amino acids. Gene Ontology annotation, molecular function: 3-oxo-5-alpha-steroid 4-dehydrogenase activity. Lineage: Eukaryota; Metazoa; Chordata; Aves; Galliformes; Phasianidae. Gene Ontology annotation, cellular component: membrane. The transcript has 5 exons.